GUUGUGUCAAGACCCGCCCACAGGGAACCCAAGCCACUCUCCGUAGGAAUCCCAAAUCGACUUGAUUUGGUCGACAUUUUACUCCGCUUCCUGCUUGGAAAUGCUCUGAUGACAUCAGUCAACACUAUUAAUGUGGAAGAGCGAACGGAAGCGAACCAGUGCAUUGUAAGUGUGGUCCUGUAGCCCUGCGGUCCCAUGUGUGGAAUAUGGCUCCAGGUGGCUUCUCUGUUGGGAGCGCUCGUGUUGUCAGAGGUCUGGGGGGUGGAGAUCCACACCUCUGGGGAGAUGGAGGUGGCGAAUGGCACUGACGUCAGGCUGAAGUGCACCUUCAGCUCCACCCACCCCGUCUCUCCCAGCUCCGUCACCGUCUCCUGGAACUUCAGACCGCUGGACCGUGCCUCGCGCGAGGAGUCGGUGUUCCACUACCAGCAGGAGCCGUACCCCCCUACAGAGGGUCGUUUCAAGGACCGGGUGUUGUGGUCCGGUGACGUCUCCAACAGCGACGCCUCCAUCACCCUGCAGGCGGUGCCGCCCUCCUUCAACGGCACGUACACCUGCCAGGUGCGGAACCCCCCCGACGUCCACGGCGUCAACGGAGAGAUCGUCCUCAAGGUCGUGAACAAAGUGGGCCUAUCAGAGAUGGCCUUGCUGGCGGCGAUAGGCGGCGGGGCCUGCGCUGUGAUCCUGCUCAUGGUGGUGGUAUACGUCCUGGUCAAGAGGAGGAGGCGGGGGGGCAGGGAGGAGGAGGGGGACCUGGAGAUGCCUGAGAGGAAGAUGAAGAAGAAGAAGGAGUGGAAGGACCCCACAGUGUGCUCGCCUUUAGAAGCCAUCCACCUGACCGUGGCGGCCAAGUUGCUGGACGACGGGAGCUCAGACGAUGAAGGGUCUGAGCCCAGCAGUGGAGGCGAUGAUGAUGACGAGGAAGAGGAAGAGGAUGACGACGAUGAUGAUGACGACGAUGAUGAUGACGACGACGACGAUGAUGAUGCCGGGGGUGGUGACGAUGAUUAAAUUAUUACAGACCACUGCCAAACCAUUCCAAUUUGGCAAACUGCCAUUUCCAAAGCAAGGUUUAUUUUUUGAAGAUGCCAUGGUGUUUCAUAAUAGUAUUAAUGAUACUGAUCAUUAUGAUGCGUUGAGGCAGGCAGCCUUUAUCCCAUCUCAUCUCCAGUCUUCCGCUACAGCCACACAAUGAGAAGAGCUUCAGUCUUAUUCAUCCACAACUGGUUUCAAACCGGUUUUGUUCUCCGCGUUCUGUAGCCUGAGUUUAUACAUGUUUGGACAAACGGAUCGGAGACCACUUUCCCGACAAAGGGACCCUCAUGGUUUAACACAUAGUGGCCAUCCUGGCAACUGUGUUUCCAUGGUAAUGAUCUCCAGGUGAUCGCCAUUGCUCCCAGUAUGACGUUCCCGUUAAACUUGCUUUCUGAAAACACACGCUUUCACCGUUUGAUUCUGUUAGAAUAUGUCUUGUCCUUAUAAGCGUUGCCGUCAUUUUAUAUAAAGCACUUUUGUUUUUGGUUACAAAAUAUUGCAGCAUGUAUAUUUGGUGGAUGUGAGUAUUUUGAUAAGAACACAGAGAGCUGAUCAAAUAAAAGCUUGAGAAGCGAUAAUGGUUGCCAACUGCA
Molecule: messenger RNA, 1628 nt
Organism: Gadus macrocephalus (Pacific cod)
Lineage: Eukaryota; Metazoa; Chordata; Actinopteri; Gadiformes; Gadidae
Product: myelin protein zero-like protein 2
Exons: 5
Coding region: 196-1011 (271 amino acids)
Biological process (GO): cell-cell adhesion
Cellular component (GO): membrane
Source: RefSeq, a predicted model, not a curated record